This is a messenger RNA of Saccostrea cuccullata (small rock oyster), 849 nucleotides long. Its product is annotated as gamma-aminobutyric acid receptor-associated protein. NCBI's taxonomy places the organism in Eukaryota, Metazoa, Mollusca, Bivalvia, Ostreida, Ostreidae. The transcript is spliced from 3 exons. The record is from RefSeq and is a predicted model, not a curated record. Gene Ontology annotation, biological process: macroautophagy; autophagy of mitochondrion; cellular response to nitrogen starvation. Gene Ontology annotation, molecular function: ubiquitin protein ligase binding; GABA receptor binding. The coding region runs from base 175 to 528 and encodes 117 amino acids. Gene Ontology annotation, cellular component: autophagosome membrane; cytosol; autophagosome.
UUUAAGUAUCAAAAGAAACCUUAGACGGAUUUAUCUGACGUUAUUAACAAUCGUCUUAGGAACUACUUUGUUUUGUGCAUGAAUUUGAUUGUUUAUAUCAGUGGUCAGCCAUUUUGUUUACAGAGGAAAGGAAAACUAUUUUACGCCUGAAAUUACAACUCAAAUACAGCAAUCAUGAAGUGGGAAUACAAAGAAGAACAUCCUUUUGAGAAAAGAAGAGCUGAAGGCGAGAAAAUCAGAAAGAAAUACCCAGACAGAGUGCCCGUCAUUGUUGAAAAGGCACCAAAGGCUCGUGUGGGAGAUUUGGAUAAGAAAAAGUAUUUAGUUCCCUCAGAUCUAACUGUUGGACAGUUUUAUUUCUUGAUCAGAAAGAGGAUUCACUUGAGACCCGAGGAUGCCCUGUUUUUCUUUGUGAAUAAUGUCAUUCCCCCGACCAGUGCCACAAUGGGAUCCCUGUAUCAGGAACAUCACGAAGAGGAUUUCUUUCUGUACAUUGCUUACAGUGAUGAGAGUGUUUAUGGUGCAUAAUGUUAUCAAGGCUUGGUUAUACUUCAGAAACAUUGGUUUUCCCACUGGACUUUUGAGAAGUUUAUACUUGUUUACAAAGCUUUUCAGAGCGACCUUGUACAUUUUGGUUGCUAUGUCGUAAAUUGCAUCAGGUGAGAAGACAACUCUAUUCCAUGGUGUCACUUGUUUGCUUUUCAUUGUUGAAUGUAUCUAAAUAAUUAUUAACUGUUGCAAAAAAAAAUUCAUCCUGUUAACUAGAGUAGUAUUUAUAUUCAGACAAGCAUUUGUUUGAAGUCUUCAGCAAUUUGUACCAAUUUUUGUGUCAGGAAAUUUUAGAGUUAU